Molecule: messenger RNA, 3769 nt
Organism: Tachysurus fulvidraco (yellow catfish)
Lineage: Eukaryota; Metazoa; Chordata; Actinopteri; Siluriformes; Bagridae
Gene: eng
Product: endoglin
Exons: 14
Coding region: 213-1865 (550 amino acids)
Source: RefSeq, a predicted model, not a curated record
CCGGCUGCUCUCUGAUGUGAAACUAAAAGCAAAAAAUUCUCUCGAGUGUUUAAAGGAAGCGUCAAGGCCGGACGGGUGUGAUUAGUGCCUGAAAUACAACCAAACACACUCUCAUACACUCUCACACACGCACAUUGCUGGAACCUCAGGUGCCGGCUCACAGAGGGAUAAACUUCAUAACUGUACACUCCAGACGGACACCAGUUUGAGACAUGGAGAUCUUCAGAACUACUUUGUCUUUGCUGAUGAUCUUCACUGCUGCUGCAGCUUCAGAUUUUUCGGACUGCAAACUGAUGGGGAUUUACGGAACCAAAAACAACUUCAUCAGCGUGGACGAGAUACCAUACGAGUGCAGGACAAACUUCGUCACAGAGAACGGGACAGAAGUGCACAUCAUCAAUCUGCGCAUCAGUCCAGAGAAUAUAUACCUGUUUAUUACAGUGACUACAGACGCUCCAUCCAUCCUGAUCUUCACCAACUCAGAUACUCACAACCAAGGCAUCUACGUCAAUUUCAGCUCCUCCAAUGUAAAGAUCUAUGUAUCAGGCACGACUUCACUGAAGCCUUAUAUCAGUAGAGAUUCCGGUCAGGUUCACCCUCAGAUUCACAGCGCUCCAGAUGUUAAGGGCAAUGAGCUGGUAUUGUGGGCAACACAACAGUUUGGAGGAGUUUCAUCCUUCACAACAUUCAGAGAUCCAAAGAACAUCUACUUCCCCAAGCUGAAAGCCUCAGGGACUCCGGGGUCAUCCGUCUGCCAGCUGAGGCAGGAUGUACAAACCUCAGCAGACACGGUUCAGUCCUGCGUGAUGGAUUCUAAGGACGAGCUUCACAUCAUCAACAUCCCGGAUGACAUCGCCGUCAGGAACAUCACAGUGGACGUGGUUACGGAUGACGAAGUAAAAGCGAAGCUGGUCCUCAGGGGUCCCGUCGGUACGGUCUGGAACAUCAGCGGUAUGGGAACUCUCUCUUUUCUGUGCAACAAUGUCGUCCAAUUACAAACAGUUGUCAUGCCUCCAUGGGCUAACCUCUCUGAUAGCGACACCGAGCUCUGGAAUAAAGUGCUGGAUUAUUUUAAGAACACCGCAAUCAGGAGCUACACAAAGAUUCAUCUGAACAACCCAGUGAUCCAAAUAAGGAUCAGAACACGAGAGCCCAUUAAAGUUACUGAGAUAGCUGAGGUGAGCACCACAGAGUCUCCCAAAUCUUUCAACACCAUGCAGUUGUUCAUGUCUUCAGAUUACAAGGUGGAAAUUCAUUCCAACACCAAAGUGCAGACCAACAAGAGGAUCUACGCUCAGGUCAGGAGUUUGAUCCUUGGCGAGUUGGACAUAUUUAUCAGUGUGAAGUCAUGUUCGGUUCAUUCCAAAGGUAUCCAGCCGACGGAGAAGAGAAUCUCCUUUAAUUCAGAGCCGUGCUCGUCGUGCCGUCAUAGCAGCAGGUUCAGCUUCUCUCUCGACAUGCUGCAGGAUCUGCCCUCCAACACCUGGGAGCUUCAGUGCAACUUCAGCCUCUGUACCAGAACGGAUUGUUCAAACCCGCAGCUGGUGACGAAGGCAGUGCAAGUGACGCCGUACAUCCCGCCACAGAAUCCAUGUAUCAAGUUCAGCCUGCUGUCAGUCCUGGGCAUCGCUUUCGGAGGUUUCCUCAUCGGCGUCCUGCUCGUCGGCGCUCUCUGGUUCAUCAAGAUCCGCACAGGUUACCCGGUCGCUCUGGGUUUUGGCUCCACAGGGACCUUCUUCUCAGGAUGUCCAUGCACGCUGACUAAGCAUCAGUCUGUGCCCACUAACCCGUCUCCCUCUGAGAACAGCAGUGCCAAUGGCAGCAUGAGCAGCACCCAGAGCACACCGACCAGCAGCAUGGCAUGAGCAUGCUCAGAGAGACACACACACACACACACACACACACACACACACACACACACACACACACACACACACACACGCACACACACGCACACACACGCACACACACGCACACACAGACGAACAGGGCGGGGCUUUUUUUCGUCUGACCCGGGAACUUUUUUAAACUCCUCUGCAGCCACCCAGCAACAGGAAGUCAGCAGGACAAAAAAUCCUUGCCUCGAUCCGAGACAGGAAAAACACAGCAUAUCCCCCAAGAACUAACAGGAAAUUCACAGCAUUCCUCUCGACAGAUCGGAGGCACAAUAAGACUCAAGGAGAAAAACACAGAUCAAACCACCGUGACCUGCAUCACCCCUCUAAUUACUGAAAAAAAAAGAAAGGUCUCAGUUCACGUUCACGCACGCGAUGAGCCGACAGUUUCACGUCUUUAUCCACUACGCUAAUAUAUUCCUGUCUCUCCAACCUCAAAGGACAGGUUUGGGAAAAGGCUACCUCUUCAUUUAUUCAGAGUACAGAAGAAAAAAAAUAUUAAAGUAGCUCCAGUUAGUCAUUUCUCUGCAGGAACGGCGUGGUUGUUGUUGUACAUUAGUGUAAAUGAUGACUAAAGUCAGAACUGUCCGAGUCCUCCUCCAACACUCUACUGAUCUGUGUAGAUAAAUAAUAAUCAUUUACUUUUCUAUUUCAAACACUAUUCCUGAUUUCACAGCUUUCCUCAUUCUCAUCAUCUUAACGUACUUAAACGUCCCGAACGUUCUUCUCGACGUUUCUCCUCGAGUUCGGCUCCAGAUAUGAGAUUAAAGGAAACAUCCGUUUAGAGCAGAAGAUAUCAGAAAGAAAUGUAUUUUAAACAAAUAAUCUAUCUAUCUAUAUGUCUAUAUCUAUAUAUCUAUAUAUAUAUUUUUUUUCGCAGUAUUUUUUUUUUUUAAUUGUACAAUUUUUUUUUGUUGUAAAAAAUAGUAAAAAAAAAAAAGAAAAAAAUUAGCAAAUUACAAAUAAUAAAUUUUCCAACUGACAAAAUAUUUUCAUUCUUGAUAUUUUUCUCCGAGUCUGUGUUCCUGGUGUAUUAAUGUUUAAUGUGUAUAUAAACUGCAACACUAUUGUUUAUAUUUCUUUAUUAUUUAAUACUAAUCAUUCAGACAGAUCAUGAGAUUUUUGGAGCGGACUCCGACUUUUAGAGGAUUUUUUUUUUCUAUGUAAGAUUUUCCGAAGCAACAAAUAAAAAAAAAAAAGUAAAUAAUUUUGCCAGUUUAUUUUGGAUCGACCUCGUAGCCUCGUGUGUGUGUAAUAAAACGUGAGUGUGUGUAAGAGCUCACUCGGUAUUUUGUACUAAAUCUAUCAUUUUGUAUGUUUAUCUUCUUGUUUUUGUGUAACAAUCCUGUACUGAGCAGUAAUGUGGUGUGUUUGAAGUGACAGAGGUGUGUGUUAGCGGUCAGACCGCGUCCGUGAUCCCUUUAUAAACUCUGUGUAAAUGUAAAAUGCUGUUUUUUAGUGACCUCGUCAUUUAAAAAUAUAUAUAACAACAAUAACACUCAUGUAUUCAGUGAGGAAUCAAAAAACGUGUGAGUUUCAGCUCAAGGACACGUCACGGAGGAGCUCGAGAACCAAAAACUCAUUUUAUUUCAGUAAAAUCUUCACCGCUAUCCAGGUCACGUCUCGUGUUAGCGACGUGACGUCCGAUGACUUUUAUGACAUGUUGUUAAAGACAAACGAUAAAAUUGUUGUUUUUGUGACUCCGACCUCCUCCGUGUGUGUAAGUGAAACUAAUGAACUCUCUCAAACCUCCAGCCUUAUACCAUGUAGCUUAUUUGUAUAUGAUUAAAGAGUCAAUUUCAUGUGAAUCUGUACUGUACAUCCAGACUUUCUCAGAAGGCCAGCUAUAAACAUUCAUAACAUGUUAUAACACA